Molecule: messenger RNA, 741 nt
Organism: Penaeus indicus
Lineage: Eukaryota; Metazoa; Arthropoda; Malacostraca; Decapoda; Penaeidae
Exons: 3
Coding region: 1-741 (246 amino acids)
Source: RefSeq, a predicted model, not a curated record
AUGUCAGCCUACAUUCCUUGUACAAAAGACCCCGGUAACAGCCUGAGGAUGGAGGCGACGCCCGUGCUGGUCCCGGGCCCGGCUUCGAGGAGGAUCGUGGGCCUCGUGCAGAUGCCCCUGGAAGGCAGCCGCGGGGACUGGUGGGAGGAGGGUGAACCGGCGGAGGGCAGCGGCAUGCUGGGCAGGGGCAAGAGGGACUACAGCCUCGAGGAUUUCUUCCUGUGGAUGGCUUCAGGCGACGGCCCCUCCGAGGAGUGGCAGCACAGGCCGCGCGACACUUCUUGGUUCCACGAGAUCACGACCACCACUGUGUUCCUGACCACCACGGUUUACACCACAGUUAUCCCUUCCCCGUUCACGCCUUCCACGAUCCUACCCACCAUGGCCUCCUCUGAACACAUCAAUCCUACGAAGCUCUACGAAGGAUCUGCUUCGCAAGGAGUGAGCUCGAGCAUUGACCCGCAGAAGGGCGAAGGGAAGGACCUGGGCGAGGACGGGCAAGGGGGCGCUACGAAGAACGGCUCCGAUGUGCACGAACGGCCUCAGAGCGACUAUCCGCAAUCAGGGCACAGUGGGAACCAGAUCCCAGGCUCGUCAAGCAGUAAAGACCAGAGCCAUGACAAGGGAGGCAAGACGAACUACAUCACGGUCACGAAGACCAUCACGUCCCCGCCGACGCUCUUCUCCACGAGGCCUUCGACGACCAGUCCCGCCGUCACCUCCCGACGAGUCGAGCUAUGA